Messenger RNA from Corapipo altera (White-ruffed manakin), 1067 nucleotides. Its product is annotated as basic proline-rich protein-like. Bases 1 to 864 code for a protein of 287 amino acids. Lineage: Eukaryota; Metazoa; Chordata; Aves; Passeriformes; Pipridae. The transcript has 3 exons. The record is from RefSeq and is a predicted model, not a curated record.
AUGGUUUGCAGAUUUAUAUUUCAUACUCUGGUGCUUCACACGUUUAUUUUUACUUUCACAUCUGACGUGCAGCAAUAUGGCCAGCGAAGGGGGCCCGGGGCGGCGCAGCCCGAGCUCCCCCAGCAGCACCUGCGGGGCCAGGCCCGGCCAGGCCGCGUUCCGCCGCCCGGGGAUGGCCGGGGGCAGGGCCGGGGGGAGCCGAGGGGACCCGGCAGCCCCUGCCCGCCCUGCCCGGCCCGGCAGCCAUGUUGGGGCGGCCUGGAGGCGGCACCGGGGCUGCCCGGGGGGACGAGCGGCCCUGACUCCCCCCAGCCAGGCUCCAUCCCAAGGGGUCCACCCUCCGCAGGUGCCGGAGCCGCGGCGGGCGGAGCCGGGUCCUCUGGGCUCCCACUCGGCUCCCCCCUGCCCGGAGCCCCCUCUCCACGCCGGUCCUGCCGAGCGCCCGCCCCGCUGACCCCUUCCCUCCCUCCCGGGCUGGCGCGGGCGGCCCCGCUGCUCACCCCACCCCGAGGGCGCUCACCUCCUCCUCUUCCUCCUCCUCCUCCUCCUCUUCCUCCUCCUCCUCCUCACUCCCGCCUGGAGACCGUCGGCACCGACGCGCCGCCGUGCCGGCCCCUCCCUCGGCUCAGAGCCGGCCCCCCCUCCCGCCCCGCCGCCCGGGGACCCUCCCUGCCCGCGGGGAGAGGGGACCCGCCACCCGGGGGGCUCCCACGGGAUGUCCCGGCUGAUGGAGCGGGGCUGGUGGGGGGGGUGAGGAGAAGGGAACCUGAGCGAAGUGAUGCGGAGGGGGAAACAAACCGUGCGAAGGAAGCGAGGAGACACUCAGGAAGAGUUUGGGAGGGGUGGAAGGGGAAGUCAAAAUGAGUAACAUCUAAUGGAGUGACAAAGCAAAAUUUCCACAGAGUACAGCUGUGAGAAGCAUCAACACCAGUAACUUGAGGAGUUAUGUAUUUUUUCCUGCUCUGGCUAGUCAGUGAUUAUGAAAGAGUGACGAGAAGGCUGAUUUGCAUAAGAAAUACCCUCAGGACAAUGCGGAGUUUUGUUUCACGAGUUUUUAGGUUCCAAAA